GAGACUGCAGAGGACAUAAGCGAGAAUGGGGAGGGUGAGAUAGAAUGAUAGGAGUGGUUGUAUAGCAGUCUUAGUCUAGCAGCUCACUAUAUGCUGAUGAAGUUCAAGAGAAGGACUUACUCUAUUGUUCUCUCCCAACAAAAAUCUUGGUGCGAGCCUAGUGAAGACCUAUCAGUCUAUAGGAGGCUUGAUAUUACCUAUACAUUUAAGAUGGGCGACCAGGAUGUUUAUGACAGAAUGUUUGGGUCCCAGACAGACGGAGAGAUGGACGAGGAGAAAGAUGGAGAAAGUGAAACGAGGGAGUCGGGGAAAGGCGCUCAGAGUUUCUGCCAGUUCUCGUCCUCUCUGCGUACUGUGUUUCGCAUCAAACAGAAGUACCAGGCCAUGAAGAAACGGCGGCUGGAGUUGGCCGGGCUGGGGGGAGGAGGGCUAGUGUUAGGAGCUGGUCUCCACACUGGUGCCCCUGUUCGCAGCAGCCCCAAAAUCUUCACCUUCGAGACCCCCUCCAGCUCCCCCUCUGCCUUAUCGUCACUCUUCCUAAAGAUGAAGAAGAAGAAGUCGCGGAGGGUCAUGUUCCCCAGUGGAGGAGGGCGCAAGGCCCCCGUCGUACAGGAACACAGCCGAGCAAAGAUCUGCCUCUUCCUCCUCUGCACCAUCCUCUUCUUCCAGGUGUAUAAUGCCAUAGAGAACCUUGACGACCACGUCCUGAAGUAUGACCUGGGGGGAUUAGAGAAGACUCUGUGUAGGGAGGUGUUUGGUCAGCAGGGGGCGAUGGAUGCUCUGUUAGCCCAGCUCAGAGACUACCUCUCUACCUACGUCCACAGUAAACCCCUGGUCCUCUCCUUACACGGACCCAGUGGCGUGGGGAAGAGCCACGUAGGGCGACUCCUAGCUGGCCACUUCCGCUCGGUGGUAGGCGAGCCCCUGGUUCUACAGUACUUUGUGUUGCACCACUGCCCCCUGGAGGACGACGCCUGGCGCUGCGCCCGAGCCCUGUCGAUCUUAGUGUCGGAGACAGUGAUGAGAGCAGAGGAGGAGGAGAAAAUUCCUCUAUUCAUCUUUGACGAAGCAGAGCACCUUUACCCAGAGCUUCUUGAUGCAUUGAGUGACUUGGUCCGUUCAAACCGCUCCAACGAAUACCUGAACGCAGUCUACCUGUUCCUGAGCAACCAAGGACACACCCACAUCACCAUGCACCUGCUGUACAACUCCUCCAGCGACUCCAUGAUGACCGCAUCUGGACACCACGGCAAACUCGUCAAGGAGCUGAAUCCGUUGUUGCGAAACACUCUGGUGAAGCUCCACCCACUGUGGGCAGAAGCUGAACUCUUACCAAUGACCCUGCUGGAGAAAGGUCACGUGAUGGAGUGCUUCCUGGAUGAGAUGACAAGGGAGGGGUUCUACCCAGACCGUACCAACGUUGAGAGGCUGGCGGGGGAGAUAGAGUACUACCCUGUGGUAGGGGGCCACGUGUAUGCCCGGACAGGUUGUAAACAGGUGGUUGCUAGGGUCAACCUGCUAUGAGAGACUUAGAACUGCAGGGGAAUGUUGUGAUUAGAUGAGAGAUGUCUCCUGAGAAAAGACAGUUCUGGUCCAUAGCCUUCUGGUGUUUCUUAUGAUCCACCAAGCAAACAUAACCAACAUUACUAGCCAGGACCCAUCCUUGAAAAACAUUUUUAAAUAAAAGGUGUAUGUCUGAGAA
Molecule: messenger RNA, 1702 nt
Organism: Salvelinus fontinalis (brook trout)
Lineage: Eukaryota; Metazoa; Chordata; Actinopteri; Salmoniformes; Salmonidae
Product: torsin-4A-like
Exons: 3
Coding region: 91-1524 (477 amino acids)
Cellular component (GO): endoplasmic reticulum lumen; nuclear envelope
Molecular function (GO): ATP hydrolysis activity; ATP binding
Source: RefSeq, a predicted model, not a curated record